Gossypium raimondii (Peruvian cotton) is the source of this 1342-nucleotide messenger RNA. Its product is annotated as myosin-1. Gene Ontology annotation, biological process: vesicle transport along actin filament; actin filament organization. The transcript is spliced from 7 exons. Gene Ontology annotation, molecular function: microfilament motor activity; ATP binding; actin filament binding. The coding region runs from base 347 to 1204 and encodes 285 amino acids. The record is from RefSeq and is a predicted model, not a curated record. Gene Ontology annotation, cellular component: actin cytoskeleton; myosin complex; cytoplasm. Lineage: Eukaryota; Viridiplantae; Streptophyta; Magnoliopsida; Malvales; Malvaceae.
UAGUUAUAUCAAAUAAUUUAUGAUCUAAGAAACUCUGAAAACCAAAGAACGGGAAAACACUUGGAUACUAACCAUUUUGUUUGGAAGCCAUGAAAAGGGUUUUGUUCAGAGGCAUUUCACUCACUACUCGCAAUAUUCUUCACUCUUAUACCAAAACCAAUCAAAACCCAGUUCAGCCGUUCAACCCACUCGCCGCUUCAACUCGGUCUCGACUCAGGUUCUACUCAUCCGAAUCGGAUUCUCCCGUUGAAAAGAAGCCUGACCCUGUUAUAGAAUCUGCUUCAGUAGCUGAAGCCCAUGUCAAGGAUGUAGCUUUGCCCGUUGAGGAUGUGAGUAAUAAAGGUUCAUGGGUUCUCCGACUUGCGAUCUCAUUAGAUAUGCUGAUGGAAAUUUGGGGAACAGUGGUGUAACCAACUUGAGUUCCCCUGCAAGGAAUGGUGAUUCAGGGGGCAAGGUUGUUGAGAGAGUUGAAAAUGGUGUUGCUGACACUGAACAGGCAAAUGAGGAUUCACCAUAUAGCUGGAAUGUUUUGUUGGUUGAAAAUAGGCCUUCUGUGGGUGAUGAGGACUUGGACUCUGCAGCAGCACCAUUGCCUUCAGUAUCAAAAUCUAACAUUGGACAUAGAUGGAGUGACAUAACUUCCUACGCUACCAAAAAGAAGGUUCAGUGUUGGUUUCAACAUCCAAAUGGGAUUUGGGAGCUGGGGAGAGUGAUAUCAACUUCAGGAAUGGAGUCUGUUAUAUCACUUCCUGAUGGGAAAGUGUUAAAGGUGAACUCUGAUAGUUUGAUAUCUGCAAAUCCUGAUAUCCUUGACGGCGUGGAUGAUCUCAUGCAACUUAGUUACUUAAAUGAGCCACCAGUGUUGUUCAAUAUCCAAUAUAGAUACAAGCAAGAUAUGAUUUAUACGAAAGCAGGACAAGUUUUGGUUGCCAUCAAUCCUUUUAAAAAAGUUCCUUUAUAUGGCAAUGACUACAUUGAAGCAUACAAGAAUAAAUCCCUUGAGAGCCCGCAUGUCUAUGCAAUUGCUGACACAGCCAUCCGGGAGAUGACACGUGAUGAAGUAAAUCAAUCUAUCAUCAUAAGGUCUAUGGUCUAUGGUAUAUGCAGCAAUUCAUCAUGUGCAUUUUUUAGGCUAUUAGUAAAUGAUGUUGUUAGAUUAAGCUGUGUUGUGGAUCCUCUGAGUUGUACAUGUUGCUUUUGUUGAAGAGCCAAGCCUUUUUCAUUUUCUGUGCUGUCAUAUUGCCAUGUAUUCACAUACAAGCCUUCUAUAUUUUUCUUAUUUCAGGGGCUACAGAUUUUAGCAAUUGAUUGAACUUAAUUUUAAAGCACAAGUUUGAAUGAA